Paramisgurnus dabryanus is the source of this 3934-nucleotide messenger RNA. It is a transcript of the gene wdr47a, whose product is annotated as WD repeat domain 47a. NCBI's taxonomy places the organism in Eukaryota, Metazoa, Chordata, Actinopteri, Cypriniformes, Cobitidae. Gene Ontology annotation, molecular function: protein binding. The record is from RefSeq and is a predicted model, not a curated record.
UGGAGCGCGCAGCGCGCAGAGGAAGCUGCUUGCUUGACAACCAGCGAGCGGUUGGGACAACAAGAUAGACGACUCGUUCGGAUCACGCGAUUAAACAUCACACCGCGCUUGUCAACACACUCUCAACACCCCCACAGAGGAUUUUGGCACUUCGCGUAUAUGUAGAGAUCAGCAGUCUUUGACAGCUUGCCACCAUGACGGCUGAGGAGAUCAUAAAUGUGAAGGAGGUGGAGAUCAUUAAGGUGAUCUUGGACUUCCUGAACUCACGUAAGCUUCAUAUCAGUAUGGUGGCCCUGGAGAAGGAGAGCGGGGUUAUCAAUGGCCUUUACUCCGAUGAUAUGCUCUUCCUUAGGCAACUUAUUCUAGAUGGACAGUGGGACGAAGUGCUGCAGUUCAUUCAGCCUCUCGAGGGUCUUGAUAAAUUUGACAGGAAAAGGUUCCGCUACAUCGUUCUGAAGCAGAAGUUUCUAGAAGCUUUGUGUGUGAACAACGCAAUGUCUGCGGAAGAUGAGCCACAGCACUUGGAGCUAACCAUGCAGGAAGCCGUGAAGUCUCUUCAUGCUCUGGAAGAGUUUUGUCCAUCUAAAGAUGACUACAGCAAGCUUUGUCUUCUCCUGACGCUGCCUCGCCUCACCAACCACUCUGAGUUUAAGGACUGGAACCCAAGCACUGCGCGCGUCCAGUGCUUCGAGGAGGCUUGCGGCAUGGUGGCGGAGUUCAUUCCCGCCGAUCGGAAGUUGAGCGAAGCCGGCUUUCGCGCCAGCUCCAAUCGUCUGUUCCAGCUUCUGAUCAAAGGCGUUCUGUACGAAUGUUGCGUAGAAUUCUGCCAGAGCAAAGCCACCGGAGAAGAGAUCACAGAGAGCGAGGUGCUUCUGGGUAUAGAUAUGUUGUGCGGGAACGGUUGCGACGACCUCGACCUGAGUAUGCUGUCUUGGAUGCAGAACCUGUCGCCCAGCGUCUUCUCCUGCGCCUUUGAACAGAAGAUGCUCAACAUUCAUGUCGAUCGGCUCGUGAAACCUGCCAAGACCGGCUACGCUGACCUCCUUACUCCGCUUAUCAGUAAGCUCUCCCCGUACCCCGCAUCCCCCCUGCGACGACCGCAGUCGGCAGACACCUACAUGUCCCGAUCUCUGAACCCGGCGUUGGAUGGGUUGUCCUACGGCCUGUCUGGGCAAGAAAAGAGGGGGCAAAGGACAAAUGGAGGGCAAACCUCACCCAUGUCGCACUCGUUUGCUAACUUUCACCAACUGAACCGUAGUGUGAUGAUGGACAAUUCAGGAUGUCAUAGCAUCUUUGAGGAGUCACCUGAGAGCUCCAGAACUGAAACUCCAUCUGAUAAAAUGAUGAACUCACCUGUUCCUCAAAACUCUCGCCCAGCCUCUGCCCCAGGUGAGGACGCCCCAGCACCCGGUUCUGCAGAGAAGAAUGAGCUACGGGACUCCACAGAGCAGUUUCAGGAGUUUUACCGCCAGCGUCUGCGUGUGCAACAGCAUCUAGAACAGAAGCAGCAGCAGAGGGAACUAUACCAGCAGAUGCUGCGAGAAGGCGGAGUCCAGCAGAAUGAGACCCCGCCCACUGCUAAGCCCAAUCUCACGGAGACCUUCCUCACCAGGUCUAUUCAAAAACUGGAGGAGCUAAAUGUGGGAAUGGAUGAUUUAGGAGAAGAGGUGCAGGCUCUGUCACAGCAGUGUAAUGGAGGCAGUAAUGGCAACAAUCUAUCAAAAGAAGCUUCAGCGGCACCACACACACAGGGAGAAGAUGGAGGUGUAAGUGAUGUGGUUACCAGCACUCCACAGAGAUCAGCAGUGCAGGCAGCCUUACCUACACCCAGCCAGUCACCUGUGCUACCCCUGAGCACCUCCCCUAGAAAAAACCCUGAACCCAAUGACAGCAGCUUGACCCGCUCUAAAGGCCCAGAGAAAGAGAAGUCUAAAGCUAAGUUUGUGAUGGUUAACACUCUGGAGGACACACAGGCGGUGCGAGCCGUGGCCUUCCACCCUACAGGAACUUUAUACGCUGUCGGCUCAAACUCUAAGACGCUGCGUGUGUGUGCCUAUCCUGAUACACUGGACACAAGCAGCCCGGGUACAAGCAAACCUCCUGUAAUCCGCUUUAAGAGAAACAAACAUCACAAAGGCUCCAUAUAUUGCGUGGCCUGGAGCCCCUGCGGUCAGUUGCUGGCCACCGGGUCCAACGACAAAUACGUCAAAGUGCUGCCCUUUAACCCUGAAACCUGCAAUGCUACAGGUCCAGAUCUUGAGUUCAGUAUGCAUGAUGGGACUAUCAGAGACUUGGCGUUCAUGGAAGGGCCUGAAAGCGGAGGAGCCAUUUUAAUCAGCGCCGGCGCUGGAGACUGUAACAUUUACACAACAGACUGCCAGAGAGGACAGGGUCUGCACGCGCUGAGUGGACACACGGGUCAUAUCUUGUCUCUGUACACGUGGGGAGGUUGGAUGAUAGCGUCUGGAUCACAGGAUAUGACGGUGCGUUUCUGGGACCUGCGGGUACCUAGCUGUGUAAGAGUGGUGGGCACAGCUUUCCAUGGCUCAGGCAGCCCCGUGGCGUCAGUGGCGGUUGACCCGAGUGGGCGUCUACUAGCAACAGGGCAGGAGGACAGCUCCUGUAUGUUGUACGACAUCAGAGGCGGACGCAUGGUUCAAACGUACCGGCCACAUUCGAGCGACGUCCGAUCGGUGCGCUUCUCACCCGGGGCCCACUACCUGCUCACGGGAUCAUACGACUCCAAAGUUAUCGUCAGUGAUCUGCAAGGGGACCUGACGAAACCGCUGCCGUUGACUGUAGCUGGCGAGCAUGCUGAUAAAGUUAUUCAGUGCAGGUGGCACACACACGACCUCUCUUUCAUCUCCUCUUCUGCCGAUCGCACAGUUACACUUUGGACACAGGCAACAUAGGGUCAGCACCAGCCACAAGGCCAACAGCACACACACAGACGCACACUGCAAGAACAAAGAGUCUGGAUUAUGGGAAUCUAACUUGCAUAAAAGUCUGUGGAAUUGGUUGAACAAAUAUGCGUGUUUGUGUUGCGAAUCUAUCUAUAUGUUGCGAUGGUACGUGCGUGCUUGUGUAUGAUUUUUAUGGCGGCCAUGAACCAUAUUGGGAUUGAUGUAUUACAGUAUACUUUGCUAUAUUUGUGUAAUAACCUUUAUGCAACACUGUACCGUUAAAUAUUCAUUCAAUACACUCAAUACACUCUGAUAAACACGAGACUCUGUGAUGGCAUGUCAUCUACUGUAUACCGUGGCCUUCCUCGGAUUUUAUAACGUCCCUGCAUCUACCCUGCCUAAACAUCCACUCUUUGCGAUCACAGCGCUUCUGUACAGUACCUGCUUAAAUGUUUAAAUCCAGCAUUCUUAAUGUUUAGCGUCCUUCAGUAUUUAUUAUUUGAGUUAGUUCUUUCUAAUGUAUAACAUGCUAAUUGCAACCUUGCGGAUGAAUGUUUGAAUGGCAGGUGUCUCCAUACUUGUGUUUAAAAUACUACAUCAAAAUUAAGCUGUGCCGAUUUUAAGGGAAAAGUCAACAUAAAGUGGCUGCUGUUGUACAUGAUAUUGAGUAAGUGUUAUUUAAAAUCUUUGUUUGAAUGCUUCACUUUGUGUUUGCAGUCCUUGUGAGACUCUCUUACAGUGACGGCAUGGAGAAAAGUAUUGCAUUUGAAAUUGUUGUUGUCUGUCAAUAGUGCUUAAAUGUGUUUGGGCAUUGUUAAACUUACACAACAUUUAACAUGAAAUAUGACAGUUAAUACUCUCAACUUGCACUUUUUUUGUUUCUCUCAUCUCUAUUUUGUUUGAAUUGCACUUUGUUAUGGGUUGUCCAUGUUGUAUAUGUUGUAAUGAUGUAGAUUUUAUUAUUUAAUCUCAUUAUUUUUGUUGUUAUUUAUAGUUAUACAUUUUAAAUAAAAGCCAAACUAACAUGUUGA